This is a messenger RNA of Calliphora vicina (urban bluebottle blowfly), 429 nucleotides long. RefSeq lists its product as uncharacterized. The transcript has 2 exons. The record is from RefSeq and is a predicted model, not a curated record. NCBI's taxonomy places the organism in Eukaryota, Metazoa, Arthropoda, Insecta, Diptera, Calliphoridae. Bases 1 to 429 code for a protein of 142 amino acids.
AUGCGUAAGGCAAUUCCAGCUGAAGAACGCUUAGCUGUGACUCUCCGAUUUCUGGCUUCUGGAGAUAGCUACAAAAGUCUUUCGGUAUUCUUCCGUAUAGCCCCUAACACCAUAUCACUAUUUGUACCAAGUGUUUGUGAUGCAAUUUAUAAAGCAUUGAAAGGUGCAUACUUAAAGGUACCAUCCACACAAGAAGAAUGGAACGAAGUAGCCUUUAAAUUUAACAAACUGUGGAAUUUUCCGAAUUGCAUUGGGGCGGUUGACGGCAAACAUGUUCAAAUGGUGGCACCACCGAAUUCAGGAAGCACGUUUUAUAAUUAUAAAGGCACUCAUAGUAUAGUGUUAAUGGCUGUUGUUGAUGCCGAAUACAACUUUUUAUAUGUUGAUGUUGGUUGCAAUGGCCGUGUAUCGGAUGGUGGAGUUUUCUGA